Molecule: messenger RNA, 1872 nt
Organism: Owenia fusiformis
Lineage: Eukaryota; Metazoa; Annelida; Polychaeta; Sabellida; Oweniidae
Source: the annotation of a GenBank genome assembly
CAGUUGAAACGACAAUUCUGAAGAACGUCUCAUUUUAAAAGUUGAUUGUACCAGCUGCCAAGAUGGUGGACUUUAUGUCCCGUUAUCGUUUAUAUGGGUUUGGUUAUUCCAUUCCAUCUCCCCGACGCACAAUGGCAUCAACCAACAGGGAUUUAUAUAGGCUGACAGAGCCCCAUCUAUUUUCUACCCCGAGAGUAAAAGUCCAUGACUGCCGGGAACAAGCUAUGAAAGAGUUAACAGACCAGUUCACAUGGGAAACAUUCCUGUUGUCAAAAGGUGUACGACAGGCAAAUGACAGUGUGACAUCAUUACACAGCAAAGCAAGAGAUGAAACUAAAGAUGGAAUUAAAAAGCCAGAGAAGUUACUAUUUGAUGUGGGGAGGAGAGGGACAGCUGCAGGAGAUCUCAAUUGGCCCAGGGGGAUGACUGUUAACCCCCACACUGCUGAAAUUAUAAUAGCUGACACUAUGAACCACAGAAUUCAGAUCUUUAACCAAUUCGGAGUUUAUAAAACCAAGAUUGGGCAUAAAGGCCUCAGCAAUGGUUGUUUCAAUGAGCCAACAGGUGUUGGCGUGUGUCCAGAUGGCCGUAUCGUCAUUGCAGAUAAGAAGAAUAGGAGAAUCCAAGUACUCGGGGAAGAUGGUAGAUUCAAAUAUUCCUUCCCAACUAUAGACCAGCCUUUCUCUGUAACUGUAGAUACUGACUUUAAUGUUGCCAUAGCAACUGUUGCUAGGAGUAUUGAACUUUAUCGCCGUGGGGGAAAACUGUUGAAGAGAUUUGAACUUGGAGGUAGUGGUAGAUCUCCCGUUUAUAUUGCCUUUAAUGACAAGCGGGAAGUUGUGAUAAGUGAUACAAAAGACCAUGUCAUUAAGUUUUAUAAUUAUGAAGGAGAAUUGCUCUAUAAGUUUACGCCGGAAUCGACUGGAGAAAGCCUGGCGUGUCACCCAGCUGGAGUUUGGAUACACAAUGGAGAUAUUGUAAUUGCUGAUAAUCUUAACCAUACAAUCAAUUUGUACUCUGAGAGAGGUAGGGUGAUCAGUCAGUUGGCAGGCCCCACUGAUGACGUUGGAGCUGCCCAGACUGUCGCAGUUGGCCCAGAAGGGCAUCUCAUCAUGACAGAGUUUACAACAAAUGGACGACAUUGUAUAAAGAUAUUGCGCUAUCUUGAUUGUGACUGUCACAAAACCAGACCUGGGUCAAGUAAAAGGAGAUCUAGGCCAGGCUCUAGAAAUGCUGCGUCCUCACUCUCUUUUGCUGGGAAAUGAUAAUGCUCUCAGUAUAGUAAGACAUAUUAUAAUGUGAGAGCAUGUAAGAUCUGCCAAAACAGGUUUACAUCCAGGGGUCAACCCAUAAAGGCAUUUAAUGAAAAUGUGGCUUAUUAAGAAAUACUCAUAUCUGGGACCAACAAUCCCUUUUAUUUUAGAUACUCGAUACUCAGAUUUAACAAAAAAUGUAAAUAACAAUGGCUUAUGACAAAAUACUCAACACUUCAGUUUGAUACAUGUACUUUUAUACGUAUAUAACUUUUUUGGAUUUUCGGUGUUGGUUUUUACAGCACUGCAAAUAUCCAUGGUGCCAUUCACAAGUUGCAAUGUUAUAACAAAUGAUACACUUAUUGUGAUUGUUCAAAUGUGUAAUUUUGUGUCAAGCCAUCCCUCCCCCGUUCCCCAUAUACAGGUUUAUCUGUUUAUGGAUCUGCUAUACACAUGUGAUUAAUAUGUUGCAAGGAUAUUCCACAGCUGAAGUUCUAAAUAAUGAUAUGUUAUGAUUUUAUAUCUAGAAUUGCAUGCAUACAAUUCAUAACACAUAAAAGUAUUGUGUAAUUUCUAAAACAAAUUCUUCACUGGAACUUUAGCAUGUAACAGAGAGAUU